Closterium sp. Naga37s-1 is the source of this 2391-nucleotide messenger RNA. NCBI's taxonomy places the organism in Eukaryota, Viridiplantae, Streptophyta, Zygnematophyceae, Desmidiales, Closteriaceae. The record is from the annotation of a GenBank genome assembly.
AUGGGUGAGGAAGCACAACCAGGCUCAUCCAUGCACCAAAUCUUCUCCCCUCCCUCUUUUUCCUUCCCUCGCCUCGCCUGCCCUCCCCUGCCCUCCCCUUCCCUCCCCUGCCCUCCCCUUCUUUCCCCUUCCCUCCCCUGCCCUCCCCUUCCCUCCCCUUCCCUCCCCUGCCCUCCCCUUCCCUCUUCUGCCCUCCCCUCCCCUCCCCCCCCCCUCCCCCCCCCCGCUCCUCCCCCCCCUCCACUCCCCUGCCAGCCACAUGGAGCGGUGGGGCGUGCUAAGGGCAUGAGCAGCACCAUUCAACGGCACGCUGCACACCGCAGCGCUGCCCUCCAUAAUGAUGGACCACUACGACCUCCACCCCCACCUCCGCCCGCGCCUCAACUGCCGCACCCCGCCCCCUCCCCUCCCCUCCCCUGCGCGUCUCACUCUGCCCUCCUCUUCCCCCCCCCUCCCUGUGCCCCCAGCCACUUGGAGCGGCGGGACCUAGUGAGAGCAUCAGCAGCGCCAUUCAACCGCACACUGCACACGGCGGCCCUGCCCUCCAUAAUGCUCGACUACUACGAGCUCCACCCGCAGCUUGGCUCGCGCCUGCAGUGCCGCGGCCCGCCCUGCCCCAAGUUCGGCCACUGCGGGUCAUCCUUCCCGCACAUAGAAGCCUGCUGGAACGACCACCUGACGGACCCGCGCCCGCUCUUCCCCGCGGAUCCGCUCAACUGCCCGCGCGUGCAGCCCGUGGCGGACGUGGGGCGGCUGCGGCGGCCGUGGUACUUCAUCGACAAACCACCUUCACCACCCCAGCUUACACGCUACUCAAGGGACGUGCUCCACUGCCUUCACUGUAUCUCCCCCUGGGCUACUCCUAGGCGUGUACCCGUGAGGGGAAAGGGGGGGGUUCACUGGGACUACUGGCAGCCGGCAGCCACCCAUCUCGUCGCCGCGGCGUUGCCAUGCAUUCCUACAUUGCUCCGUCCCUAUAUUCCCACAUCCCUGCGUCUCCCCCAGGCGACACUCACGCCCAACAUGACGGUGUACCAUCUAAAGGAGGUGUUCAACUGGGACUACCGCCAGGCGGGCAACUUCUACCACUUCAUCAUCGAGGCCGUUCCGCUGCUCUACGCCGCCGCCCGCCUCCUGCCCUCGCUGCUGCCUGACAUCCCCAUCGCCGCCAAGAGCGACCAGGUAACAACGCACGCCCAUUCCACCGCCACCUUCUUCUCUGUCCUCCCUGCUCUGACUGUGCCGCUGCCCUGCUCCGUUGCCGCCCGCCUCCUGCCCUCGCUCCUGCCCUCGCUGCUGCCCUCGCUGCUGCCCUCGCUGCUGCCCUCGCUGCUGCCCUCGCUGCUGCCCUCGCUGCUGCCCGACAUCCCUAUUGCCGCCAAGAGUGACCAGCUGCUCUGCUCCGCCGCCCGCCUCCUACCGUUGCUGCCCGACAUCCCCAUCACCUCCUCGUUCACCCUCCCUGACCCUUCCUUCUGUUCCCCCCUCCCCCCCGACCUCCCAGUGGGAGGUUGGGAGGUGUACGACCAGAUAGGGCUGCCCAUAGUGGGCGUGCCUCGCGAGGACAUGUGGACCAUCCGAGUGCGCGCAUGGGAGAUCAUACACGCCGACACCAUGUACCAGCCCAUGGCGCAGACGUGUGGCGGCCCCAACAAGGCCCUUUGGACGCAUCUGAGGAGCCACCACCUGCUGCCGCCCGGCGGGCUGCCGCUCUUCCACCGCAACUGGACGCUGCGCUCCGUGCCGCCGCUCGCCGCCCAGGACAUGGCAGCGCUGCCGCCUAACUGGGUGGUGGUGCUGGGCAAGCGGCCGAUGGCGAAGCGCGCUCUGGUGAACUGGGACGGGCUGAGGGACGCGGUGUAUGAGAGCUUUGAGAGCUACGGGAGCCAACGCAUUGUGGUGUUCCAAGGGGACAUGCGCAUCAUGGAAGGUGACUUGGUGUGCUGGGCGCGGGGGGGUGGUGCGGAUGGGCAUGUGGGCAUGUCCAUAGUGCAUCCCACGUCCCGGGCUCUCUUCCGCCUGGCGCGACCCUUUGUGUCGGGCCACGGAGCUGCCUUUGCCAAUGUCAUCUUCAUGCCCGUCCCCCCUUCUGCCCCAACCUCCCGGGCUCUCUUCCGCCGCGCGCGUCUCUUUGUGUCGGGCCACGGGGCCGCCUUCGCCAAUGUCAUCUUCAUGCCGGCCAACGCCUCCAUCUACGAGAUCCGCCCGCGCAAGUGUUACAACGCCUGUUACAACAACCUGGCGCAUGCUUGCUCUGUGCGUUACCACCUCUCGUUCGGAGAUGGCACGUGCUAUUCGUCGUUGAAGGCCAACUUGACACAUGUGAGGGAGACUCUUUCCACAAUAGCGCAGAGAUUUAGAGACGAGGAUGCUGCGUUUGCUGAACAAUAA